Messenger RNA from Lycium ferocissimum, 1277 nucleotides. RefSeq lists its product as uncharacterized. Lineage: Eukaryota; Viridiplantae; Streptophyta; Magnoliopsida; Solanales; Solanaceae. Gene Ontology annotation, biological process: exonucleolytic trimming to generate mature 3'-end of 5.8S rRNA from tricistronic rRNA transcript (SSU-rRNA, 5.8S rRNA, LSU-rRNA); TRAMP-dependent tRNA surveillance pathway; nuclear polyadenylation-dependent mRNA catabolic process. The record is from RefSeq and is a predicted model, not a curated record. Gene Ontology annotation, cellular component: cytoplasmic exosome (RNase complex); nuclear exosome (RNase complex).
UACUUUUAAGUCUAAACCCAAAGAACAGGGAUAGUUUUGAGCUUUUUCUCUUAUAUAAAAUACACUACUGAGUUUUUUCCUUUCUCACUCCCGGUCGAAAAAGCAAACCCUCCCUGUGCUUCCACCUGCGUGUCUUUUUCCACCAAUUUCAAAUGGCUGCUGCCAAUGGCUCAAGUGACCUGUCUUCAGAGAUGGAGGUGGAUGCCUUUAGACGUCUUUUCCCUUUGCGCUAUCAUGAGCAGCAUCUUCUUAAAUCUGUCCGACCUGAUGCCCGAAAGCUUGGAAGUGCUAGAGAUACAACACUUGCACUUGGUGCCGUUGCCUCUGCUGAUGGAUCAGCACUGGCAAAGAUUGGCUCCACUACGAUGCUGGCUGCCAUCAAAUUGGAAGUCAUGACACCAACAGUGGAAUGUCCAGAUGAGGGAUCCAUAGCUAUCGAAUUUCACAUGCCUCCCAUUUGUUCUCCCCUGGUUCGGCCUGGUAGGCCUGCAGAGGCAGCAUCAGUAAUUUCAAAGCAGCUGUCAGACACUAUCAUGAAUUCUGGCAUGAUUGACUUAAAAGAGUUGUGCUUGGUUGGAGGAAAAGCUGCAUGGAUGGCCUACCUGGACAUAUACUGUUUGGAUGCUGACGGUGCCCUGUUUGACACUGCAUUACUAUCUGCAGUUGCUGCCUUUUCGCAUCUGAACAUUCCAGUAGUGUCUUUGAAUGAAGAUGGGCGAAUAGUUCUUGUUUCUGAGGACAAUGUCGGAUUGAAAUUGGAGAAGGAGCCUGUCAAUACAGAGAAAAGAAAACUUAAAUUGAACUCUCCACCAUUCUCCUUAACAUGCUUACUUCACAAGAACUACAUCCUAGCAGAUCCUACAGCAGAGGAAGAAUCUAUUAUGGAAACAGUUGUAACUGUGGUAUUGGAUUCGUCUUACCAGCUUGUUUCACUUUAUAAACCAGGUGGACCAGUUCUUGCCCAUACGUCAGUCAUCCAGGAUUGCGUCGCGCUGGCAAGGCGCAGAGUGAAAGAGCUUCAGAAUGUCUUGAAUGAAGCUAUUUCUGCUAUGGAGGUAGACUGAAGAAAGGAUUCCCUUGCACCAUAGCAUUCAACAUGCAGCUGGUUUUGUCUUUAUGAUUACCUGAACUUACUGAAAAAUGCAUUAGAAAAAGGUAGCUCUGGUAGCCAUGGCUGCAAGUUCAAUUUUGGUUAGCCAUUUCUCAAUGGGAAAUGCAUAUAUAGUUGUUACUUAUUAGUAGUUUUUUAAUCAGGUAAUAUAACAUAUUAUUUGUUA